AUGCCAUGGUCAUCUCGACAAAUGCGUGCCAAGACCUAUCUCCAGGCCACUCCGAGGUUCCCACCGUUUUUAGAAAAGUACGGCAACUACCUGAAGGCCGUCGAGUUGCAAAGAUUUUUGGUGAGAGGGGACGAUUCUUUGAUGAUGAAUGAGGUUACGACGAUUCUACAAAAGUGCGCUAAUCUCUUGGAAUUUGCGUUUUUACCAUACAAGGCAACCUUCUGGGAAGAUCAACAGGUGGGAAUUUUCCCUCAUCCCUUUUCUGCAAGCGAUGCGGUGGACGCCGACUUUACCUGCGAACGACUUCUCGGCGAAUUUGCAACCUCUCAAGGUCACCACGUUAGUGUUGCAAAUUUGUCAUCCCCGACAUCUCGCAGUGGUCAUUGCAUCCUCGCCAAGUCUGCGAAAUCUGACCUUCCUCGCCCCCAAAGCAGAAACGCGGACGGAUGCGGAAGUUUUGGCAAACUGGGAAGACUUCCAAGAUGUGGUGGGGGGCAUGAAUCAGAUUACAACCUUGGCUCUUCUCUCCAGGAUUGGGAUCUCAUCCCCAACGUUGAAAUGGAAAAUUUGAGAACGGUCAAACUUUUCGUGCGAGGAAUCUCCAACGUCCCCACAGUCUCAGAGGAUCACUUACACCACGUGUAUCCUCAAGUGACCACGGGCCAGAUUUAUUUGCGUCUGCCACGCCAGAAUUUGAGAGAGAACGUUGCCAUCAACCGUUUCUUCAAUCCACGACCACCGUCCUUCUUCAUUACCACGACGAACUUCCAGUGGUCAGAGCCGGGCGUUAUGAAUCGUUAGAAAACGCAGUUGAAUUGUCCAAAAAUAUGAGUUUAUCCCAAAAAAGAACACCUCGGUGGAAGGAAGCGUCGCCUUCUUCAACCCCACGGACUGUCUCGUCAAUGAGAAUGUCACAAACCUGCAAAUCUUCCACGUGCAAAUGAUCGCAUUUAACCGACCGAAAAUCGACUGGAUACCACUCACAAAUUUCCCAAAGGUUUUUUUUCCAAAAGUGAAGAUUAAUAAGAACGAGUGUUCAACAAUAUUGUAUGCAAAUGUAAUGUGUAUCAAUUCUUUCAUCGUUUCCCAUCCAAAUAUGAUUAAAAUGGGAGGCAAAUGUUUAUGACACGCGUUAAAAAGGGGGUGCAACGUGUUUG
Molecule: messenger RNA, 1157 nt
Organism: Folsomia candida
Lineage: Eukaryota; Metazoa; Arthropoda; Collembola; Entomobryomorpha; Isotomidae
Exons: 5
Coding region: 1-801 (266 amino acids)
Source: RefSeq, a predicted model, not a curated record